This is a messenger RNA of Hansenula ciferrii, 564 nucleotides long. RefSeq lists its product as uncharacterized. The transcript has a single exon. The record is from RefSeq and is a predicted model, not a curated record. Bases 1 to 564 code for a protein of 187 amino acids. NCBI's taxonomy places the organism in Eukaryota, Fungi, Ascomycota, Saccharomycetes, Phaffomycetales, Wickerhamomycetaceae.
AUGUCACCUAUUUUCAAGUUUUUAAGCUUAUUUACAGCAAUCACAAUUAUUCUUUCAACAUUUAUAUCACCAGCUAGUGCUUUUGGAGGAGAGAAAAGAACAGAUAUUCAAAAAGAACGUAAUUUAAAUAAAAAUAUGAAACAACUAGAUAAUUUAUUCAAAACAAAAGGACGUGGUCGUAAAGGAGCUGCUCCAAAGAGAAAUAAUAUAAAUAUCCAAACUGUUGGUUCAAAAGUUGAUAGUUUGAAAAGAAAGCUUGAAAACAAAGAUAAAAACGUCGGUGAUGCUUUAAAAAAAGAUUCACCAAAUAGAUUUAUCAUUAGUUCAGGAGCAAAAGAAUUUAAAGCAACAAAAGAUGAAGCUGCAACUAUAACUCCAGUUCAACCAAAAAGAACUGUCGAUAAUUAUAAAAGAAAUCAACCAACUCCAACACCAAAUACAAAAGAUAUAAUGAAUAUUGAAAGUUCUGGAUAUUUACAAAGAUAUCAAAAUCUAGCAAUGGAUAAACUUGGACAAGUUUAUAAUGGUGUUUCUGCAAAAGUUAAUUCUGCUAUUAAAGGUUAA